Molecule: messenger RNA, 2712 nt
Organism: Chlamydomonas reinhardtii
Lineage: Eukaryota; Viridiplantae; Chlorophyta; Chlorophyceae; Chlamydomonadales; Chlamydomonadaceae
Exons: 16
Coding region: 305-1954 (549 amino acids)
Molecular function (GO): FAD binding
Source: RefSeq, a predicted model, not a curated record
GCACACAAUAGCCACACUACUUGGUCAUGGCUAUAGUUAGUUGCCCGGGCGCGCUCAGGCGAGGGCCAGUGCCGCGCUCGCCGAACGACCGCGAACACAGCAGGCCGCUGUCAGUCCUUCAAGCGCUGAACUCAGUAGCAAAUCAUGUAUCUACAUCUACGUCCCUGGUGACAGUUGUAGUGACAGCAAAGAGAACGACGGAAAAGUGCCUGUGCCCAUGCGGAUGAGUGAGAAUCCUGGCUAUAAAUAGCUGAAUUCCUCCGUGGGAGUCAUUACCGGAUACUCAUUGCCAAUUGUAUCCAAAAUGACAAACCCAGCGCGCUCGCUGGCGCUCGUGGCGCUCCUUGCCUUCGCCGGCUUCGCCGCUGCCGAGCACUGUCUUCCCGGCGAUGGGACUGGUUGCUGGCCCUCGCAAGCGGAGGUGAAGGCGCUGGUCGAUUCCCUGUCCUCCGAGGCUGAGGUCUACUUGCCGACCGGCCCGAAUGCCGACAUGUACAUGAGCUACGCUACCGACACCCCCGGAAACACGUUGAAGCCCUCGUCCCCCGGCCUCAUCGUUUUCCCGAUGAACGAGGGCGACGUGCGCAAGGUCGUCACCUUUGCUGCCAAGUUCCGUAUCCGCCUGGUGGGCAAGUGCUCGGGCCACGACCAGCUCCAGCGCAGUAACGGCUACGGCGUGAUUCAGCUCGUGACCACCAAGGGAUUCCGGAACAUCUCGUACAACGAGACCGACCACACCAUCACCUUCGGCGCCGGCAACGCGCACAAGGACGUGUACGCCUUCCUGGCGGACAGGAAGCGCUUCGCCGUGGGCGGCACCUGGGCCUACGUCUGCCCCGCCGGCUGCCUGAGCAACGGCUGCUACGGCUUCUUCACUAAGGAGUUCGGCAGCGGCGCCGACAACGUGGUGGGCCUGCGCUUCAUGCUGUUCAACGGCACUACCCUGAACCUGGACGCCGCCGGCCCCCACCGCGACCUGUUCUGGGCCAUCCUGGGCGGCGGCGCCUCCUCUUACGGCGUGCUGCUGGGCAUCACCGCCAAGACGUACGAGGCCCCCGACCAGUUCAUCAUCAUGAAGGUCUUCCUGUCCAUCUGGCCCACCGGCCUGACCAAGGACCAGGCGCCCUCCGUCUUCACCCGCUUCCUCACCAACCUGACCUGGUACCAGGCGCUGCCGCCUCACAUCAGUUGGCAGCUGGACAACAACCCCGCCGAGCAGCGCGUGCUGCUGCAGAUCUCGUACACCGGCCGUACCACCGUGGACGUCGCCACUGAGGAGCUGUCGGGCCUGGUCGCGGAGUGGACCGAGGCCGGGUACUUCCAGGAGCACGGCGUGGAGGGCUACAGUGACGUGGCGGACUUCGCAGUGAAGAACUCUGGCGCGGGGCCGCCCAUCCGCCGUGUGUCCCAGUCCAUCUACGUGGAUGCCAACCAGGACGCGCUGGACAAGGUGGCGGCGCUGUGGGAGACCCUGUACAGCGACGCCUACAUGAGCCCCGUGGGCAGCGACCCCUUUGACGGCGCCUUCAACUUCUGGGCCCAGUACCGCUACGGCCCCGGCUCCUACGCCGGCAAGGCCCCGCACGUGGCUCGUGGCAUGCGCACCGCCAUGAUGGAGAUCGCGCACGAGAACGUCUGGAUGAGGCAGGCUGACGACUCGUUCCGCGCCGCCAUCUCCAACGAUGUCAAGGAGUUGAUGGAGCCCUUGGGCAACACUAGCUACCAGAACCACUGCUCGACCUGGGCCGAGUACAACGUGUACGUGGACUACAAGACCCGUUUCUACCAGAACUGGGAGGGCCUGACCGCCGUCAAGAAGAAGUACGACCCCUGCAACCUGUACGUUGUGCAGUACGGCCCCGGCUGGGACCUGCCAAAGGCCACGUGCGGCCUUUCGACUACCUCGACCAAGCGCCCGCCGCCCAAGCGCCCCCCUCCCCGCCGCCACGCCUAAGCUGCAGCGGCAGCAGUGCAGAGAAAGUGUGCAGCGCUUGCGGACUGAUGCGCGCUUGUAGCGCCCCACGCGGAAGGGCGCGUCACACACGUGCGCGUGCACAGAUGGCGCCGGGUGGCUGUGCUUUCCAGGGGUGUGCUUCGUGGGUGUGCUUUCACCUGGUGCUUUCUUUAGCUAUAAGGAGCUUGCUUGCUCGUAAUAUUUGGGUGGCAGGAUGCUAGCAGGAUGCCGUGUGAGGUUAUAGGUUAUCAGGAAGGGGCGCUGCUAUUGCUGCGCAGCAGUCGUUGAAAGCUGUGCAAGCUCUGUUUGAGUUGAUCGGAUAAGCCGCGCUAAGUGAGCAUCUCGCCGUAUCGUACGAUGUUUGGGUGGCAUAUGGGCAUGCCUACUCGCCAGUCUGUUAUUGGCGGUGCCGCGGUGGGCGAGGGGGGGCGUGUGUGUUUUCGCGUGUGACAAUCUCACCAUGUGCCUGUGCCCGCCCCCACCGAUUCAUAAGUUGUGUACAGCCAUUUAUCCCCAACUGCUGCAUGUGCACGUUUUCGCUCAUUUCCCUUACGGGGCACAGCGUUAAUUGCCCCUGUCACGCACUUGGGCUAAACCUUUUUGUUGAGCGGACUUGUCAUUCUUUCUGUUGCGCCACUCUGCCUGCGUGGCUUUGGGACCAAAGCCGGGAAGGUUGUGGUUACCAAGUGACAUACUUCCAAUCACGCGGACGCGGUGUGUGUGAGCCCAGCAGGCAGGCGUUGUAACACGCACGUUUU